AUGUCUACCAAUACUCUUGCUACUCUUCCAUUGAGUACAAUGCACCUUAAAGGCUCCAACACAACACAACCAACAACUAAUACAAAUACAACAACAACAAAAACAAGUCAAAUAGUUAGCGCCAAAGUGCAAAGAACUACAAACGCAUCCGCGAAACGCCGAAAAAGACGAAAUCUGUGCAGUGAACUUGAACCACGAAAAUGUAGUCGGACGGCAGCGGCAACACCAGCAAUUGCAACAGCCGACGAGCUGGCUGCAGCGACAGCUGCCAUCAGCAAAUCGGCAAAUUAUGCCGACUCAACGCAGCCAAAAACUAUAGACUAUCAACACGCAACACUACCAACUGCAGCAGCAGCUACAACACCAGCAACUGCAAUACCAGCAACUGCGCCAACGAUUACAUUAGCAGCGCCGUCGCAACUUGCCACAGCAGCCGCAGUGUCGCGCACAGCAACCACAACACCGCCACCGCCACCGCCACCGCCACGAUUAACGCCCGCAUCACCAACAGCUGCAAUAGAUGCAAUCAGAACACAGCAACACCACUGUCGACGACGGGCUACAAUAGCAACAACGCCAACAAUGGCUCCAGUGUCAUCACCACGCCCGCGCGCGCCCAGCUUGGGCUUCAAUCUUAGCACCGCUUUUGCGGCGGCGCUUCUGCAUACCAGUGUUGCAGUUGCAGCCGCCGUAUCGACGCAUACCCAACCGCAUCAUCAUGGCAUCGCCGUCAAGCAUUUGAUACCGCAGUCACAGGCUGUACUGGAUAGUGGCAUGCUGUCGCAGUUGGAUGCCAAUGCGACCUCGGCGUUGUUGGGCGUGGCUAGUGUCACAAUGACUGCUGUCACAACAACGGCCAAUGGUUCGCUGUCUGAGGAGGCUGGCGUCGACGGCGUGGAAGGUGUUGAUGGUGCCAGCACGAGUAGCAGCGAGUGGUUCGAUGUUGUAUUGCUGGUACUGAAGGCAUCGCUGAUGCUGUUCAUCAUUAUUGCCGCCAUUUUCGGAAAUCUCCUUGUCAUUAUCUCUGUGAUGCGGGUUAGGAAAUUAAGAAUUAUAACGAAUUAUUUUGUAGUAUCUUUAGCCAUGGCAGACAUAAUGGUGGCUGUGAUGGCCAUGACGUUCAACUUCAGUGUACAAGUAACCGGACG
Rhagoletis pomonella (apple maggot) is the source of this 1148-nucleotide messenger RNA. Its product is annotated as octopamine receptor beta-3R-like. Gene Ontology annotation, molecular function: octopamine receptor activity. The record is from RefSeq and is a predicted model, not a curated record. Gene Ontology annotation, biological process: adenylate cyclase-activating adrenergic receptor signaling pathway. Gene Ontology annotation, cellular component: membrane. Lineage: Eukaryota; Metazoa; Arthropoda; Insecta; Diptera; Tephritidae.